CUGUCGCUCCUGGCGGAAGAUGGCGGAUCGGAGCGGCUGAGAGCGGGAGGUGGUCAGAGCCACGGGCUUCGCUCAAGACAAGCGGCGGCGUUGAGCGCACAGCGAGCCGGCACGAGGCCGGGCGAGGGGAAGGGAGCCCGUCCGAGUGGCAUGCAAUGGCCAGCUCGUCAGACAGCGAGGAUGACAGUUUCAUUGCCAUGGACACAGAAGAAGUGUUGGAUGGGACCAUGGAACAAGAUGAAGAGCCUCAUGUUGAAUUGGAAGUUGAAGAAAUGAGACAUAACCGCUCAAUGUUAGAGUUGCCUGAGGAAGUGCUGGAAUACAUCUUGUCUUUCUUGUCUCCAUAUCAGGAACACAAAACAGCUGCUCUUGUUUGUAAACAAUGGUAUCGACUCAUUAAAGGCGUGGCUCAUCAGUGUUACCAUGGUUUUAUAAAAGCUGUUCAAGGAGGAUAUAUUCAGUGGGAGAGCCGAACCUACCCCUAUCCGGGGACUCCGAUUACCCAACGCUUUUCACACAGUGCUUGUUACUAUGAUGCCAAUCAGUCCAUGUACGUCUUUGGAGGUUGUACUCAAAGCAGUUGUAAUGCAGCAUUCAAUGACCUUUGGCGGCUUGACCUCAACAGCAAAGAAUGGAUCCGACCUCUGGCAUCAGGUUCCUAUCCUUCUCCAAAGGCUGGAGCUACAUUAGUUGUGUACAAAGACCUUCUGGUGUUGUUUGGAGGCUGGACCAGGCCAAGCCCGUAUCCUCUACAUCAACCCGAGAGAUUUUUUGAUGAAAUACAUACUUACUCACCCUCAAAAAACUGGUGGAACUGUAUUGUAACAACUCAUGGACCUCCUCCAAUGGCUGGCCAUUCAUCCUCUGUAAUUGGAGAUAAAAUGAUUGUGUUUGGAGGAUCAUUAGGAUCUCGACAAAUGAGUAACGAGGUCUGGAUCCUGGACAUGGAACAAUGGGCCUGGUCCAAGCCGGUGACGUCAGGUAGCAUGCCCCAUCCAAGAGGUGGGCAGUCCCAGAUUAUUAUUGAUCAUGAAACUAUCCUGAUCCUGGGAGGCUGUGGAGGACCCAAUGCACUGUUUAAGGAUGCCUGGUUGCUACACAUGAACAGCACACCUUGGACAUGGCAACAGCUAAAAGUGGAGAAUGAGGAGCAUGGGGCGCCAGAGCUAUGGUGUCAUCCAGCCUGUAGGGUUGGACAGUGUGUGGUAGUGUUCAGCCAAGCACCCAGUGGUCGAGCCCCUCUCAGUCCCAGCUUACAUUCUCGCCCAUCUCCUAUCAGUGCCACACCACCAGCUCUUGGUGCAGAAAUGAGAGAACAUCGAUCACAGUCCCCAGUACGGAGCACCGAUGAAGUUCCAUGCGUAAAUGGACGCUGGGGUACAUUGCGGCCAAGGACGCAUAGGCCAACAACAUCUGGUUCUCGGGAAGGCAGUCUAUCUCCAGCUAAAGGAGAAAGGUCACCAGUUUUAAAUGGUGGAACAUUAUCCCCAGGAUCCUUAGCUGGCUCUUUAGACAGUCCAGUGCAGCCAGGAUCCCCUGUCACAUCAGCUGUGGUGGAGGGUUAUGAUCUUCGAGGACUUCCACAUGUCACUAGGCAAAGCACACCAGUGGAACAGAAGGUAGAUUCAGGAUUAGAUCCAUAUAGGUCUCAGGACUCUGUAAAUUGGGACUCAAAAGCCUCCUCCAGCAGCAAUCUUGGAGAAGAUGGGAAUAGGACAAGUCCAGGAACUGAGAUUAAUGUUGGGAAUGCUCCAGAGCAGACAAAUGGAAUUCACACACCACCUCACGUGGCGAGCGCUCCUCCAGGCCCAGUAUCACCAGGAGCACUCCGAAGAGGGCUAGAGGCUGUGAAGGAUUUCUUGCCACAAAGUUCAGCAUCUAUUGUUUCAGCUAGCGGAAGUACAGCUCCUUUAUCUGUAAUGCCAGGAAACCAUGGUCAAAGUUCCAACAGUACUGAUGUACCACUUCGCUCUGCACCUGCCCAGGCAGAUGGACAUACACUGCCACCAAUUGCACGCCGCUUAGGCCACCACCCACCUCAGUCUCUCAAUGUAGGAAAACCCUUGUACCAGAGCAUGAACUGCAAACCAAUGCAAAUGUAUGUGUUGGAUAUAAAGGAUGCAAAAGAAAAGGGAAAAGUCAGUUGGAAAGUAUUCAACAGUGGCUCAGUUGUAGGCCCACCAGAAACCAGCCUCCACACAGUGGUGCAAGGUCGGGGAGAGUUGAUCAUUUUUGGGGGGCUGAUGGACAAGAAACAGAAUGUGAAGUACUAUCCAAAAACCAAUGCAUUGUAUUUUGUGCGAGCUAAGAGAUAAUGCAACACCUCAAGAUGCUAGAUCCUUAACAAUGCAGCUUGGUGGGUUAAAUUGUUGACCGUUGCCCCUCGAACCAGAGAAGAAUGCAUUCCUUGAGCACAUAUGGAAGUCACGCUGGAGCAAAAUGAGUUUGUCAUGGGGCUCUGAAUGAAUACUGUGAUUUUGGACUCUUAGAUUCAGUUGAGUGUAUGCAGUGGUGCACUGCUACCUAGGGCUUACAAAUGCGUUGAAGGCAGUAACGGGGCUUUAAGUUGCACACAUAUGGUCCCUUUGCCAGACCUGCUGCUUUGAUCUAUUUUCUACAGGUUUCAGUUAACAUAAGGAUGAACUAAAAUGCUGCUCAAAUUUCGAAUCAAGUAAAUGUAACUGGUGAAAAACUUUUUGAUGUGCUCCAGGCAUAUGACGAGAUUGUUGGGCAUGUAGUUAAUUAUCUGGUGUAUCCUUUUCCCACCACUGUUCAUUGAAUUCAUGCCCUGAUUUGAUGAGGUUUGUGGUGCAGAUGUAUUUUGUAUUUGUGAUUUUUCUCCAAGUAAAACCACAGCUGUGGUGCUAUUUAUGUCAGCCUCUUUCCUGAUCACUUAAGCGUACUAUUGAUUCACAAAAUCACAGUGACAUUAAAUUCUAUGCAAUAUUUUCAUCCCCAAAACGUAGCUAUUCAGAUCUGGUUCCACUUUAUCCUUCCACUGUUCUUAAAGUUUUGUUUCUAUCCUACCUGGAUUAUUGCAGUCACUGUGUCAGUUUUCUGUCUAGUUUCCUGAGGGAAAAGGUAAGCAUAGUCUCUUUGCAUUUGACAUUGCUCAAAAGAUACUAAAUCUGGUGGUGGGUGUUUAGAAGCAGUCAACCUUCUGUACCUGACUUGGUAAUUUGAUAUCUAAAGCAUCUCGAUCCAUCCUACUCAAGGAUAUUGUUGAUUGACCAGCUAAUCUCAUUAAGUGACUUAAUGGGGUGAAUCUUUAUGGAACUUUGGAUUAUUGCCACUGAUGCUCAGCAAAUUUAAACGGACAGAGUAAGUCUGAACAAAAUAGUGGGAAGCUCAUCAGUAAUCCACAUUUGACAGUUGUGAACUUUCAGCUGAUUACAUAUCAACAGGUAUCUCUGUAUACACUUGAAAGUCCUUAAAGCUUUUGCUCUGCCAAUGUGUGCCUAAGUUCUUAAUCAAUAGAUGAAGUGUGUUUCUAUGGGAAAAGUGUUUUGGUUAAAUACAGUCAUUCUACAGGUGUAACCUGCUUCAAAGUCUCAAAUAUAAUAUGUUUCUCUGUGGCAGACAUCUGAUUGUCCAGUACUUUUAUUGGCAUCCUUGUUACAGAUACAUGGCCAUUCGUCUUUGUCCUAAAAUGUCUGGAUGGCCUGAUUUCAAAAUUGUAAAAACGCAUGACUGUUGAACCAAUUAUAUUUAACAGAAUACCCACAUUUUGGCUGCGUCUUCUCCUUAGCUGCUAGCAUCAGAUCUGAUGAUUUCACAUAUUCAGCUGUUGCAGAACUUGUACAAAGAGUUUCAAACACAAAGGUGGGGGAAGUGUGACACAUGAAGUCUGUAAACUCUUUGUUCAUUGCUUAUUUAUAGUCUCAGCAAAUAUCCUGUCUAUUGAUUUAUUUAAGAGAAAUUAAGGGCAAGUUUGUUCCUUUCUGCCAGUUUCUGUCAGAGUAUAUUUUCACAUGAUGUGGAUUUAUUUUACUGCAGUUUUUACUUUUCUGUCCCUUAGUCUUGUACUUAAAAGAUGAAAAAGUGAACCAGUUUCCAUACUGACCAUCUAGCUUACAGGUCAUGUCAGUCCAAGCAUCUCUAUUUUCCUAGGAUCAAAAGAAUGUUAAAUUUUCAUUACUACAUUCAGGACCUACAUUGUGUUGAGAGGUGCUUGCUUGGAAUAGCUAAACCUAUUUCAUAAAAGUCUUUCACAGUCAUCAGAUUUUGGGAAGACUAACUUCAUAUUAAGUUUUAAGGUUGAAGUGAUUGAGUGAUACACAGACUCAAUCUUCCUCCACAUUUAUUGCAAAACGUACGGUUUAGUAUUCAAAAGAAGUAACAAAUUGCACUUAAAUUGCUCAGAAUUUACUGUAAGACUUCAUAUCAGAAAAAAAUACUUUUGAAAUUCAGUUGUAAUGUAAGGAAAGAUAAUUUGCACAGAACAAAGUCCCAUAAUUUUAUAAUUGAGCCAAGUCACCAAUUACUUUUUGUAGUUAUUCGGGGAUGAAUGUUGGUCUGAACACUGAGAAAUGUCACCUUGGAAUAGUGCUGUGGAAUCUUUACUAUGCACCUAAAAAGGCAGAUCUGGUCUUGCAGCCCUGCUAGAGUAUGCAUUACUGCAUACUGCGGCACAGUGUUUAGCGCUGUUGCCUCACAGCGCCAGAGACCCAGGUUCAAUUCCCGCCUCAGGUGACUCUCUGUGUGGAGUUUGCACAUUCUCCCCAGGUCUGCGUGGGUUUCCUCCGGGUGCUCCAGUUUCCUCCAACAAUCCAAAAAUGUGCAGGUUAGGUGAAUUGGCCAUGCUAAAUUGCCUGUAGUGUUAGGUGAAGACGUAAAUGUAGUGGAAUGGGUCUGGGUGGAUUGCGCGUCAGUGGGUCAGUGUGGACUUGUUGGGCAGAAGGGCCUGUUUCCACAUUGUAAGUAAGUAAUCUAAUCUCCCAAGUAAUAACAAAACCUAUUUUGUUUUGUUAUUACUUUAUAACAAGACCUGAUUAAAUGACAGGCUUAGAAUGUUCAGUGUGCUGGGAGCUGAGACCGUGCAUUUUGUUUAUUGUUGUUAUGUAUUUUGUGCUUCAGAGGGGUUUAUGCAGUGUUAGCAAUGAUAAAAUUCUGGGGAAUGGAAAUAUAAUUUCAAAAUGUUCCUUCCUGUUUGUAUUUAUUUCUGGAUUGCCAAACAGUUGGGUGGUUCCUGGUAGCAACAAGUUGUUAACUCUUCAGUAUGAAUGAAGGAAAUUUGUUUUGUGUUCAAUUUUCUCACACCCUUGGAGGCUUUUGUCUUGUCUAUACUGAAUGACUUUUUUUCUUGCUCAGAGCUGCAGCUGGCUAUUUGAGUAGAAAGUCUGCACUUCCUAUGGGCAAACUAUUGCUUCAUUUUCCUUGUAGAACGUUUGUGUGUGUGAAUUGUAAAAUUAAUCUGGAAGGAGGGAAUCUGGGAUUGCAGCAAACUGAGCCAGAGCAGGUUUCUGACAAAGCCAGGUCAUGAGGUUUGAUUCGCAAACGGUCUACUGCUACCACCUACAGAAAUAUAAAGAUACAAACUUUUUUUUAAUGCAGCAGUGGGAAAUCUUAUACAAUACUAGAUUUUUAAACUGUACUGCUGCUGCAAUCAGCUAUAGAUCUGACUCUUUUUGUUUUCCUAGCUGCUUCAUUUACAUCUAGCAAUAUCUUCAAUGCUGAAACAAGAGCAAGGCGCUCCAGAUUCUGAAAAUCUAAAAUACAGUAAUUGCUGGAAAUGCUUGGCAAAUCUACAGCAUCUGUGGAGAGAAGCAGAAUUAAGUAUUCAGGUUCAUGACUUUUCAUCAAAAUGCUGUCUAGUUUUUUUCCAGUAGUUUAAUUAAUUUGCCGAGCUUGAGAUUCCCUCCUCUUUGCCCCUUGCCCUCCCUCCACAUAUUGGCGGACACUAGAGCAAAGCCUAGGUAGAAGCCUGACACAUGGAUUAUUUUUUACAAAAUGGCAUACAUUUUAAAACAACAAUUGAUGUUGUAUACUCUUGUAUUAAGAUUCCAAAUUUGAAAUCUGAGUUUUUUCAGUGGAAGGAGAAAAUUGAAAAAUUAUCUGAACAAUUUAUAACAACAAUUUCAUGAGAAUCACUGGAGUUUUGUAGACCAUGCUUUUAUUCUGAAAUUACUGUUGUCGUGAAUGCAGAUAAUUGAACCAGUUUUGGGAAGUUGUACUUAAACCAGGUUUCUCCCCUUAAGAAUAACUUCUGUUUAUAUCAGAACCUUCUGCUCUAAUACAGUGGUCUUGUGUGAACUCUGCACAGCAUUCCUACACAGAUGCAACAAUAGUUUGUUAAUGGGCUGAGCAGGUGUGUUGCCUGAGUCCAUGAUUUAGAGUGCAAUGGAGGUGUUUUGUAAAACUGAAC
Messenger RNA from Hemiscyllium ocellatum (epaulette shark), 6364 nucleotides. It is a transcript of the gene fbxo42, whose product is annotated as F-box protein 42. The coding region runs from base 156 to 2315 and encodes 719 amino acids. The transcript has 11 exons. Lineage: Eukaryota; Metazoa; Chordata; Chondrichthyes; Orectolobiformes; Hemiscylliidae. Gene Ontology annotation, molecular function: protein binding. The record is from RefSeq and is a predicted model, not a curated record.